CGCCCAGGUCCCGCCCUCACGCCGCGGCAGCUCAGCGAGCCCAGCCGCUACCCGCCGGCACCGCCGCCCCGGCAGCGAGCGGGCGAACCGAGCCGGCGGCGCCCUGCCGAGCCGGCCCCCGCCCGGUGGCCGCCGUCCCCGGCACCCCGCCCGGGGAGCGCCGCGCCGCUCGCCUGAGGGGAAAGUUUGGCGGGAGGGCUGGCGGGAAGCCCCCCCGACCCCUCAGGGCGGCCGGCCCCGGCGGGCAGGGCCCCGAGCCGCGGCCGCGGUGGGAGGGGGGGCUGAUGGCGGCGGCGCAGGGCUGCGGGCGAGGGGCGGAGCAGAGAGACCCUGUGGCUGCCAUGGCCGCCUCCCCCUCCCCGCAUCCUGCUUAAAUACUAUGGGGCGGCCGUAGCUGCGGCGGGCGCCGCUGCCGAGCGCACCAUGCGGGCUGUCAUCGCCUUGGCCGUGGCGCUGGGCAGCCUGCUGCUCGGCGGCUGCCUCCUGCGCCUGGGCGGCCAGCAGCCCCUCCGCGCCAGAGGCUGGGAGGAGGACGCGGGAGUAGCUACUGUCACGCCGAAAGUGGUGCGAGCCCUCAGGUCCCCCCUAACGUCCCUUCCUCAGACCGAGAACAGAACAACUGUUAAUAAAAAUGGAAUUUACCAGUUUGAACAGGCUUCCAAAUGUAAGGCGAUUCAGGACAACAUUUUGUCAUCAUCUGUCAAGAAGAAAAGAUAUUCGGAAGAUUAUUAUCUUCAUAUAGUCACAAAACUGCAGAACUGCACCUGGAUAAGGAGACCAGAAGAAUCUACAAAAUUCAGGUCAGAAUUAGCUUCCUGCUGUGAUGCAGUUCACAAUUUUAUUGCUUCUCAAAACAACAGCCCACUGGGAAGUAACAUGAGUUAUGAAGUGGACAGUAAAAAGACCAUCCUCAUUACAGAGGACAUUUUUAAGAUGCUGCCUGUGUCCUCUCCUCUUUCGGUCUAUCCCUUCAAGACCUGUGCCGUGGUUGGAAAUGGAGGCAUUCUGAAAAAUUCCAGCUGCGGAGCUGAAAUAGAUCGUUCUGACUUUGUGUUUAGGUGUAACCUCCCUCCAACCACAGGAAGCAUUAGCAAAGAUGUUGGCAAUAAAACAAACCUUGUGACUGUUAAUCCGAGUAUCAUUGCUCAGAAAUACAACAAACUAAAUGAAAAGAAGACAGAAUUUCUAGAGAACAUUGCAGUCUAUGGAGAUGCUUUCCUUUUAUUGCCAGCAUUUUCCUUCAGAAGCAACACAGCCACUUCUUUUAAAGUAUAUCACACUCUGCAAGAGUUCAAAGCAACCCAAAGGGCAAUAUUUUUUCACCCCACUUAUCUGAAAAGUCUUGCCCAGUUCUGGAGAACUAAGGGUGUGAAAGCCUACAGAUUGUCAUCUGGUUUUAUGAUCACUAGUGCUGCUCUUGAGCUGUGUGAGAAUGUGAAGCUGUACGGCUUCUGGCCUUUCUCAAAAUCCACAGAGAAGAUGCCAAUCAGCCACCACUAUUACGACAACCAGCUGCCUAAACCAGGUUUCCAUGCAAUGCCCAAAGAAUACAACCAGAUCCUUCAGCUUCAUGGCAAAGGCAUUUUGAAGUUGCAGUUUGGUAAAUGUGAAUCAGACUGAAAAG
This is a messenger RNA of Falco peregrinus (peregrine falcon), 1624 nucleotides long. It is a transcript of the gene ST8SIA6, whose product is annotated as ST8 alpha-N-acetyl-neuraminide alpha-2,8-sialyltransferase 6. Gene Ontology annotation, molecular function: alpha-N-acetylneuraminate alpha-2,8-sialyltransferase activity. Gene Ontology annotation, biological process: oligosaccharide metabolic process; N-glycan processing. The transcript is spliced from 8 exons. The record is from RefSeq and is a predicted model, not a curated record. Bases 424 to 1620 code for a protein of 398 amino acids. Lineage: Eukaryota; Metazoa; Chordata; Aves; Falconiformes; Falconidae.